AAUUAUUUUUCCCACAAAAUGCUUAAAAUGUGAUUUGUCAAAGGUUUUCAUUUCAAAACCCUCACUCUGUCGCUGCUUCUUCUCAAAGCCGCUUUCGUUUCUUUCCUUAGAUUUUCAAGAACCCUAAUCCCAAUCUUAACAACCCUUUUUAUUUUCUUCACUAAUUAAUCAUAAAGUUUUAUUUUUUCUCGUUUUCCUUCUCGUUUUCUCAUCUGGGUACCCUUUAGUAUUCGCUGAAAUGGUCCCUGCUUCAAAAACUGAAGGUGCCACUGGAACCCACUUGUUGUCUGCUAAAGUCCGUAAAACUAUUCAAUCUAUUAAAGAAAUCGUUGGUGAUCAUUCUGAGGCUGAUAUCUAUGUUGCUCUUAGGGAAACCAACAUGGAUCCUAAUGAAACCACUCAGAAAUUGCUUAACCAAGAUCCUUUCCAUGAGGUGAAAAGAAGGAGAGACCGAAAGAAGGAGAGUCAGAAUCUUGGGAAUCAGAAUGUUGGGAACAGGAGUUCGGGUGAACCAAAGAGGCAUUCUGACAAUGCUAACAGGGGUUCAGGUGAACCAAGGAGGCAUUCGGACAAUGGUAACAGGGGUUCAGGUGAACCAAGGCGGCAUUCGGACAGUGGUGGUGAAAGAGCGCAAUUCCACAACCCAUCUGAACAUAAUGUGGGGAACAGGGGUUCGGGUGAACCACGGAGGCAUUCUGAGAAUGGUGGUCAAGGAUCGCAAUCCCACCACCAUUCCGAACAUAAUGUUGGGAACAAGGGUUCGGGUGAACAAAGGAAGCAUUCUGAGAAUGGCGGUCAGGGAGCGCAAUUUCACAACACUUCUCAACAUAAUGUUGAGAACAAGGGUUUGGGUGAACCAAGAAGGCAUCCUGAAAAUGGUGGUCAAGGAAUGCAUUUCCACACCCCUGCUGAACAUAGAGUUCGAAGAACAAACUAUUCUCGAAACCCUUUACCCAGCUUCAGCAGAGAGUUCCGUGUUGUCAGAGAUAACAGAGUAAACCAUAUAUAUAAAGAAGUGAAGCCCCCUUCACAACAACAGCCAAUAUCCACCACAGAUAAAUUGCCUGUAAACACUUCUGAAAAGAGUUCGUCCGCAGCUUCGACCAAUCAAAAGUCAACUGGUGCUAGAAAUCAUCAGGCUCUAAAUGGGCCUUCUGAUUCUCGACAAUCAAAAGAUGCUGCUACAAAUGCUAGACAAUCAAAAGAUGCUGCUACUAAUGCCAGUGACAAAAAAGUUACAUCUGAGAACAAGCAAGGCUUGGUAUCCAAUACAUCAUCACAGGUGCAACCAAUUAAGCCUAACAACAGCCACAAGAACUCUUCAACAGUGGCUUCAACCAGUUCUGUAGUGGGAGUGUAUUCUUCUUCAACAGAUCCAGUUCACGUGCCGUCUCCUGAUUCCAGAUCAUCGGGUGCUGUUGGAGCCAUUAGGCGUGAAGUUGGGGUUGUUGGUGUUCGUAGACAGUCUGCUGACCUGAAACCAAAACAGUUGUUUGCUUCUAGUAGUUCUUAUGCUAAUAAUUCUAUUGUUGGAAAAGAUGGUCCAUCUGCAGAUUCAUUUCAACCAGUUGGUGCUGUCCAAAAGAAUGAACAGCUCAGCCAAGCGGCUGUUAGUGCUGUAACUGAGCCCUCUUUCCCUGGCAUCUCUGUUAGCAGACCAUCUUUGAACAAUCAGUAUAAUAGCAGGUCACAUCAACAACUUGUGGGACAUCAGAGAGUCUCCCAGCAUAAUAAGGAAUGGAAGCCUAAAUCAAGCCAGAAGACGAACAGCAAUGGUCCUGGAGUGAUUGGUACACCCAAAAAAAGCGUUUCAUCUCCAGCUGAAAAUUCUAAAGAUAUAGUAUCAGAUACAGCACAGCUUCAAGAUAAACUUACACAAAUGAAUUUAUUUGAGAACCAAAAUGUGAUCAUAGCACAACAUAUUCGCGUUCCAGAGACUGAUCGCCGUCGGCUAACCUUUGGUACCAUUGGUGUUGGUACAGAACUUGAUUCUUUGAGGCAUCAAUCUCAGUAUCAAAUAAUAGGAGCUACUGAUAAUUUAAAUGGAGAAUCAACUACAAGCUUGACAGUACCUGCUUCAGAGUUGUCCUCUGAUGAUGUCUCUGGGAGCAAGCAGGUGGAUUUACGGGAUGACCAAAUUAGAAGUCCCGAGUCCGAAUCUCCAGCAUCUGGUGCUGCUUCUGAGCAACAGUUGCCUGAUAACAAAGAAUCCUCAAGCUCUCAUAAUUUGGACAGUUAUGCCAAUAUUGGAUUGGUACGUGAUACAAGUCCGUCUUAUGCACCAGCAUCACAACAGCAAGAUUCUCAUGAUAUGCCUGGCUUCUCGGCCUACGACCCUCCCACUGGUUACGAUAUUCCUUAUUUUAGACCUAAUAUGGAUGAAACUGUACGAGCUCAGGUUCUUUCACCACCUCAGGAGGUUUUGAACUCCCACCAUGCUGCAAACAAUGUUCCGACAUCCACAGUCACCAUGAUGCAACAACAGCAGCAACAACAACAACAACAUCAAGUUGCACAGAUGUAUCCACAAGUUCAUCUUUCACAUUAUGCUAAUCUUAUGCCAUAUCGUCAGUUUCUCUCCCCAGUCUACGUACCACCCAUGGCUGUGCCUGGAUAUUCAAACAGUGCUCCCUAUCCUCAUCCAAGUAACGGCAACAGUUACUUGUUGAUGCCUGGUGGUGGUUCCCCCCAUCUUAAUGCCAACAACCUUAAAUAUGGAGUUCAGCAAUUCAAGCCUGUUCCUGCUGGAAGUCCUACUGGGUUUGGAAACUUUGCUAAUCCAGGGUAUGCCAUGUUAGCUCCAGGUGUGGUUGGGGGUGCGUCAGCUUUAGAAGAUUCAUCUAGAGUCAAGUACAAAGAUAAUCUUUAUGUACCAAAUCCUCAGGCGGAGACAUCAGAAAUAUGGUUACAGAAUCCAAGAGAUCUUUCAGGCAUGCAAUCUACUCAAUACUAUAACAUGCCAGGACAAUCGCCGCAUGCUACUCCAUUCAUGCCUUCACACACUGGACACGCUUCCUUCAAUGCCGCUGCAGCUCAAUCUUCUCACAUGCAGUUCCCCGGUAUGUAUCAUACUCCUCCACAACAAGCUGGCAUGCCUAGUCCUCAUCAUUUAGGGCCGGCAAUGGGAAAUAAUGUUGGAGUGGCCGGAGCUGCUCCUGGGCAACAAGUUGGUGCAUAUCAGCAACCGCAAUUGGGACACCUCAAUUGGCAAACAAAUUUCUGAAGGGGGGAGGGGAUUAGUAAAAAAAAGGCUAUAUUUUAACCUGUUUGUGUAUUACGGACUGGCGUAGAUAUAGAAAAAUCGCAGUUUUUUUCCGUUGUGAAAUGAAUAUCGUAUCGGUUUUUUUUCUCA
Molecule: messenger RNA, 3352 nt
Organism: Trifolium pratense (red clover)
Lineage: Eukaryota; Viridiplantae; Streptophyta; Magnoliopsida; Fabales; Fabaceae
Exons: 10
Coding region: 239-3223 (994 amino acids)
Molecular function (GO): protein binding
Source: RefSeq, a predicted model, not a curated record